AUGUUUGAUUAUCCAGUCUACACAACACGACGCGUUAUACCGCCCAACUCAUGCUCAGAUUCUUCCGUCGAUGGAAGAAGUUCUGAUAGCAAUUAUACGAGUAGUGGUGGUAGUGUGGUCAGUAAUGAUGUUCCGGGUAAAGGUGGCGGCGGUGGUGGCGGAGGAGGAGUUGCAGGUGGAGGAAAUGGUUGCAUUGGUGAUGGUAUAAGUGGACGUUUUACCAGACAGAGCGUAAAUUCAAGAUUUCCCGCCAUGGACUUGAAUGGCACCUAUCGUGUACAUAAACCACCCACAUAUUACCCUGGAAUGGGUGCCUAUGCCCAUCUACAACAACAGCAGUAUAAUAUGAAUUCCACCUAUCCGAAAGUAAAUUAUAAUUUAAAUGGUCAUCAUUAUCAGACGGUGACGCGAAGAAAAUCUCAGCACAGCAAUUUCCCAAUGCAUCCAAAUCAACAACAACAGCAGCAACAACAAUCCCCGCCAUAUUAUUAUAUCAACAACAACACAAAUCGAGCACAACAUUUUAAUCAUCACAAUAAUCAGCAAAGGAACAACAAUCCUAAUAACAACAACAUUGGCAGCAACAAUUACAACAACAAUUGUGGAAAUCAAGAGACUUUCAAGAAAUUUGAAAAUCUUCAAACCAAAGAUUCCAACAAUUGCAGUGACAAUCUCGAUGGCACCUAUACCAUUUGUAUGGGUUCGAAGCUGAGUGCAACCCUCCACCAGCAACAUCAACAAAUGACUGCGGCGGCAGCAGCAGCAACUGCCGCUUCUGCUAAUGGUCGUCGUUUCGUCAAUGUCGAUAAAAUUCUAACUCAUAG
Molecule: messenger RNA, 824 nt
Organism: Musca vetustissima
Lineage: Eukaryota; Metazoa; Arthropoda; Insecta; Diptera; Muscidae
Product: probable cyclin-dependent serine/threonine-protein kinase DDB_G0292550
Exons: 4
Source: RefSeq, a predicted model, not a curated record